Molecule: messenger RNA, 4015 nt
Organism: Tribolium castaneum (red flour beetle)
Lineage: Eukaryota; Metazoa; Arthropoda; Insecta; Coleoptera; Tenebrionidae
Exons: 9
Coding region: 176-3865 (1229 amino acids)
Molecular function (GO): protein binding
Source: RefSeq, a predicted model, not a curated record
CCAAUAGUGCACAUUGCCCUGUGCUUGCUCACUCUUAUUGGUCGUUCUACCAGCAACCCGGCAACGGAAAUAGACAAUCCGCCAUUUUGGGAGUUUUUCGUUGGUGUACGAAGCGGUGUGGUCUUUGAUUAUCAAAUAUUUUGAUUUAUUCUAGGGCUUGAAGCAACGCUCCACCAUGGAGUCGUUGAACACGAACCUUCUGAGCCAGUCGCUGAAUUUCAAUGGACAGCAAAUGCAAAAGUUGUGGGAGGCUGAAUACGGCGAGAAUGAUUUGCACCGUAGGAACGUCAAGGAUGUUAACUUCCAAGUGUACAGCGAGAGACAGAAGCAUUUGUCUUUCCAGGAUCGAGGAAAACGACUCAAACUCCAGCAGUUUGUCGUCAAGAAAGCAAACAUGUUGUUUGCGACUGAAGCUUCCGAUUUUGAGUAUAAACCUGACGAGGGGCCCGUUAGUGAGGACACGUACGCGAUCAUGCCCCCAUUUGAGACGUUUCUUAAUGUUGACAAGCAGCAAAGGCUCAAAUAUUUCUUUAAGAGCGUGAAGGUGGGCGAUCUGAUUAUCGGGACUAUUGUAAGCAAAACGCAGUCUGGGAUGAUGCUUAAGGUCUUGUGCACCGCAGGGCCUGGGCCCAAUAUCAUCUAUGCCGCCGAUAUCAAUGUAAAGGCCUUCUGCCCGGUGGCAAAUAUAAUACCGGCGGUUGAUAAGAAGGGCAUAACUCGCAGCUACAUGAUGAAUGAUUCAGUUUGCUGCGAAGUGAUUGAAAAGAUUCCAGACUCGGAUAAGAUGGUUUGUUGCAUGAAGGGCACACCCAGAAAACCAAACGACCCAGAACGUCGUCCACCGUUGGGAUUAAUCAGUGCUGACGAUUUUCCCUUGGCUUAUAAGAAAGCUUUGGAUCACAAGAAUGAAAACUAUGACACAGUCCUAGAAAAGAGCAUUGGUUUCAACAAUCCGAAUAACAUUUCGUAUUUGGCGGGAGUUGUGGGAAUCAAAGAUCAUUGCACGCUCAUGAAGGGACUAAAGGGGCGAUUUGCCGAAAAUGAAUACGCGAAUGAACUGCGUCAAGUUCAAGCGAGCAAAUGGGCGUAUCGUAACGUAGCCGAUGGUAUUGACCAUUUCAAAGCUGGCAAACAUGUCGAAGCUUUCCAAUGUCUAAACAAAGCAUUAAACAUUGAUCCUAAGAACGUAGAAGGUCUGGUAGCACGUGGCGCUUUAUAUGCCAACAGCGGCAAUUUUCAAAAAGCCAUCGCCGACUUUGAAACCGCUCUCAAACUAAACCCAAACCACGGCAAUGCUCGUAAGUAUAUGGGCGAAACGCUUGUAGCACUCGGUCGAAGUUACGAAGAAGAAGAUAAAAUCGAAGAAGCGAGAAAAUCAUACCAGAGUUGCCUAAGUUUGAUACCUAAUCACGAAGAAGCCCAAAAUUCUUUAAAGUUUUUGAAGAAUAAAACUUCCGCAACAAAGAAUCUAAUAGAACCGACCGAAUUGUUACUACCAAAUUUGUCGACUGCGUCGAAAACAGCCGAUGUAAAUGAUGCACUGAAACAAUUGUUGAAAAAUGAAGACGAGGAGAAGAAAGAUAAGAAAAAGAAAAAGAAGAGCAAAAAACGAAAGAACCGUCGACAUUCGAGUUCUAGUUCCAGUUCAAGUUCGUCGGGAAGCAACGACAGUUCGAGCAGCUCAUCGUCGAGUUCUAGCGACUCGAGUUCAAGUUCCGGCGAUAGCGAUUUCAAAAAACGCAAGAAACAUCGUUCUCGAUCACACCGUCGCGAGAAACAAAGUUCCUUAAGUCCAUUAAGUAAACGAAUGGCUAUGAUGGAUCAAUCGCACGAUACCCCUAAUACUUACACGUUUAAUAAGCCGGCGGCUACCAGUGCCAUGUUCGAUUUUAAUCUCGAACAACCGAGCGAAACUCAAAAACCUGCAGAUUUAAGUUACGAACAGAGAUUGAGAAUGUUCUUACAAGAGACUAAAGGUGAUUCCGAUUAUGAGGAAAAGGUAAGGAAAUUUUUAGAGGAGAGUUCAAAGUGGAAGAAGGAGAAACGCAGCGAUGAGAAGAAGAAGAAACGUAAGAAGGACAGAAAGAACAAGAAGGAUAGUAAAAAGAAGAAGAAGGAGAAGAAAUUGAAACGGAAAGGCUUCGAUUUGAGCGAGUUCGAGGAUCACAAAAAGUUGAGAGACGCAAUUAAAAAGGAGUUGAGUAAGGGGAAAAAGUCGAAGAAGCACAGUAUACCAUCGGACGAUGAUGAGUACUUCUUGCAAAAGGCGGGAUAUACCAAGCGGUUUAUCGAUAGCUUACCUGAUUUGGAAGAGCUAGAGUCAAAAUUGAAUGCCUACUAUGCAAUGGAAAAAGAAUCGAAGAGAAGUGAACUGAGCGAGAGUCCCAAGCGCGGUCUUCUUGACUCACCUUCGCCCACGCGCGAGCAGAAAGCCCGUCAGGCGGUGGCCGAAGCCGCCGCCACCGCCGGUUCUGCUAACAAAUGGAAAAUGCAAGUCGCUUCCCAACCGCCUCCAUCUACGAGCGGUUCUCGUUUCAAAAAGAAACCGGAUCGUGAAGAAUGGAAAGAGGAACAGCAACAACAACAGAUGAUGGAUAAACGUGGCGGUGGUGGUGGUGGUGGUAUGGCGUCAGGUGGAAAAAAUAAUAAUUUCGAAGAAUCAGUUCGAAAGAAUCAACAAGCUCCCGUGCCUCCGCCUGAGAAAAAUAUGAGCGUACGCAAGGCGAUGGCAAUGAAGGAACCGCCGCCACCAAAACGACCCGAUUCGCCGAAAAACAAACCGAAGUUAUUGCCGCCUAUACCGGCGGUUAAUCCGCUCGUGAACCCGGGACAGGUGGUUCUGGACAAGUUCGGUAAUUUCAGGUUGAUGACGCCGCCGGAGUUGAAGAAGGGACGAGAUGAUAUGCCGCCGUUACCACCAGGUGCUCCUCCUAAAGGACCUGCCGCAGGUCGCCGUCCGCCCGAGCCGCCAGGUCGCCCCCGUUCCGACAGCCGUUCGCCGAAGCGUCAUAGCAGAUCCCGCUCUCGCCGCACUCGUUCGUCGAGCGCCUCUCGUUCUAGAUCCCGCAGUUACCGGAGCCGUUCCCGGUCGUAUUAUAGCCGUUCCAGGUCACGUUCCGGUUCUUACUAUUCUAGAAGUCGUUCCCGCUCACGUAGCUACUCUGGAGACCGUCGUCGGUACAGACGUGGCGGUUUCAGAGGCCGGUACAACGACCGAGGAACUUACUACAAGCCUCGCUUCCAGAAUCCUCGCAACAACAUCCGAGGCAGAGGAGGCGGUGGCGGCGGUGGCGGUUACUAUAACCGCGAUGGCAGGUAUAACGAUAGGGAGUACAGAGGGCGUGGUAGGCCGUAUAAUAACUAUAACAACAGAGGGGGAAGAAGACCGAGAGGUAGAUACCAAAGAGGCGGCUACAGAGAGUAUAGAGAUAGGAGGGAUUAUAGAAGUAGAUCGAGGGAUAGGAGUAGGUCUAUGAGCGGAAGCCGAGAUAGGGACUCGGACGAGGCGAUGAAAAAGGCGGCGAAUGCAGAAAAGGAUAAUAAGGUUAACAAGUACGCGGACAACGAAGGAGAGCAAAUAAGGCAUGAAGGACCGUUGUCAGAAGGAGAAGACAGAGAUGACUAUACAUCGAACGAGAAGUUUGUGGAUAGAGAGGCGUUCGGCGGGAAGUGGGCAGAAAAGGAAGAAGGUGGAGGACAGGAUAAUGGUGGUGGAGGAGAUGGAGAUGGCGCGAAAGUGGACAAGACUAACAUUCCGUCGGAAAGUAACAUCGAAGAGAUGGAUAAAUUUCUGACUAAAGUUAAGAAAGAUAAGAAGGAAGAGAUGUUGGAAAGAAAUAAAGACUUGCUGAAGAAUAAGUCUUAAUUAGUUUUGUGUUGUAUAGAUACUUUAAAUGUUUAAUUAUUAGAUUGAGCUUUUUUUCUUUGAUUUGUUUUAGUCUUCAUGAUGCUAAAUGUGUUUCUACUGUGUACUGAUUUAUUCUUAAUCCACAAUAAAUGUAAUCAGUUCAAAUAA